Molecule: messenger RNA, 1135 nt
Organism: Pectinophora gossypiella (pink bollworm)
Lineage: Eukaryota; Metazoa; Arthropoda; Insecta; Lepidoptera; Gelechiidae
Exons: 5
Coding region: 131-1135 (334 amino acids)
Source: RefSeq, a predicted model, not a curated record
UCAAAUGAAGUGAAGUGAAAAUUAAUACAACAUCAAAAAAUAAUAAUUAGCCAGCAGUUUUGUUAGUAAUUAGUGGAUGUUUUUGCAAAAUUGUUUGUUGCAGUGUAAUUUUUAGUAAGUGUUGUUCGUGAUGUCUGGUACAUACAAGUCUAAGGCGGAGCUGGUGGCGAUCUACCGGCUUGAGUUCUACCGCAAGCAGAAACACUGGAAGUUUUGCAGUGAUGUGCGUCGCGAGCAGCCGGAUAACCGGGACAAGGCUUCCAUGAAGAACAGCCUCAACGAGACAUAUGAUGUGGAUCUGACAGAUGUGGGAGAGGCAGGGGACGGCGGGGAGGGAGGAGACCCUGGGGGCUCACAGUCCGAGCUCAACAAGGCUUUCGUAGACAGCGGACCCGACGAGCAGUCCCCACCCCCUGAAUCACGCCCCAACACCCCCCAGAGCUGGCUCGAGCACGACCCCAACCAGACACAGGACACCUCCCCCACCCACCCCGACCGUAUCCCCACCCCCCCACCAUAUCCCCCACCCAAACAACUCCCCAGAGACAUACCAGAAGUCUGGCCUCAACCUGUGACCUGGGAGUCCCAUCAGUACAAUAGAGACAACCAAGACUUAAGAGAUAAAUGUCCAGAACUCAAUCGUAGUUACACGAAGGUGGACUGGAUGGAUUCUGAAAAGAUAUAUCCUGAGGAAAUGUACCCUGAGAAAUAUUCAGGUCUUAAGGACUGGCAAGAAGAGUGGCAGCCUCAACCAUGGGCGGAGUGCGGGGCGACGUGGGGUGAGCCGGUGUGGGGGGAAACGGGGUGGCCGGAGGUUGGGGGGGAGCUUCCCGAGUUGGAUCGUGGGGCCGGGGGUGGGGGGGAGGACACGUGGCCGUUGAUGGGCUGGGAUGUGCCCGGGGUUACUGAUGCUGUGUGGUCAGACGACGUGGCCCGCGAGCUGGCGGCGCUGGCCGCCCCGCUGCAGCCGCCCGGCCCCGCCGACACGUCGGCCGACUGCUCGCCCGACACGUCGUGCGACAGUGCCGUCGUGCUGUUCACGCGCGGCGCUCACUGCGCGCCGCACUCCUCCGAGCUGGACCUGCACGCACAGCUUGAUGCUACUGACGCAGCGAGCGCACCACGCAUCGCCUAG